Messenger RNA from Electrophorus electricus (electric eel), 2913 nucleotides. RefSeq names its product sap30-like (gene sap30l). Gene Ontology annotation, molecular function: protein binding; transcription coregulator activity. Gene Ontology annotation, cellular component: histone deacetylase complex. The record is from RefSeq and is a predicted model, not a curated record. Gene Ontology annotation, biological process: regulation of DNA-templated transcription. NCBI's taxonomy places the organism in Eukaryota, Metazoa, Chordata, Actinopteri, Gymnotiformes, Gymnotidae.
AAAUACCCAACCAAAACACAAGGAAACAACGCAAGUACCCGCCUUCAGCAGAAACGGACCAAUCACGGCACAGCUAGAGAACUUCCGCUGCGCUUGCAGGACAUUGUACAAGUUGACCACGAUAGUCGCUUCGCAGUUCGUAUUUAAAUAAAUGUUGCGAUUUAAAACUAAACCUCCAAACUAACAUCAGCGUUCGGAGUAAGGAGACGAAAUAGCACUCUGUUAUGUCUAAAUGUGUCGGUUACAGGCAGAAAAGUAGUUCGUGUUGUCUACGACUGAGUUGAGGAAUUUCCUCUGCUGUCUAGUGAGUUAGCCUAUCUUAUCUUAGCUUAGCCUAACCUAGGUGGUUCAGCUCGAGCUCACUGAUUACUGGGUUUGGAUUAACUAACUUCAGUACUACAUUAGAUAAAUAACCGCAGUACAACGCUUCUGUGUGUUCAUUUUGCUGGGUUUGAGAUCCAUUGCUGCUGUGGCCGGUGUCGGUGUUACCGGCAGCCCUGUUAGCGUUAGCUAACCUCGCUAACGGUGUGUGUAGAGCGGCGCAGUAACCCGGUACCGGCGGUAAAAGCUGUAGUUCAGAGAGACAAACGUUACGGGACUGCAGUCGUUACCGUUCUUUAGCACGUCGGACACCAUGAACGGGUUCAGCACGGAGGAGGACAGCCACGACGGGCCGCCCGCGCCGCCGUUUUACGGGCAGAGCUGCUGUCUGAUUGAAGACGGUGAACGGUGCGGCCGCUCCGCCGGGAACGCCUCCUUCAGCAAGAGGAUCCAGAAGAGCAUCUCUCAGAAGAAACUUAAACUCGACAUCGACAAGAGUGUGCGACACUUGUAUAUCUGUGACUUCCACAAGAACUUCAUUCAGAGUGUCCGCAACAAACGAAAGAGGAAAACAAGUGAUGACGGUGGUGAAUCUCCUGACCAUGAUGUGGAAGUCCCAGAGGUGGACCUGUUCCAGCUCCAGGUGAACACACUCAGGCGUUAUAAACGCCACUAUAAGAUCCAGACCCGACCUGGACUCAACAAAGCUCAGCUGGCAGAGACUGUCAGCCGUCAUUUCCGGAACAUUCCAGUGAAUGAGAAGGAAACUCUGACGUACUUUAUUUAUAUGGUGAAGAGCAGUAAGAGCCGACUGGACCAGAAAUCCGAUGGAAGCAAACAGCUGGAAUAAGGUCCCCACUUCAGUGCUCAGAAGUGCCCCCCCCCCCCCCCCCCCAGUGGACCUGUCUCUGCUAUGCCAUGCUGUGGUUCUUAAAGACUGCUCACAUGUCAGCAGGGUAAAGAGAUUAAUGGGAGUAUACUUACAUAUUUACACAUACAGGAGUAAUCCCAUCUCGGGGAGGAGGGUUCUCUAGUGUUACUACCAUAAAGUGCUUUGGAAUAUGUCAUGUCUUGAAGCGACUGUUAACAACUUCAGCUUGUGUGCCAAACCUGUAAAUUAUAAAGAAAACACACAGCCUGUGUUUCUCGGUGAAAACAUUGUGUGCACAACCAGUGGACAUGCUGGCUAUGUUUUCUCUCCCACCGUUUCUCUGGCUUGUGUGCGGUGUUGGUGUGAGUGCUAAGAACAGUGUGUUGUCGUCAUGGUGAUGAGGCUGUAGGUCGUGCUCAGCUCUGUGGGUGUAGUAGAUGAGUGAUCCCUGUGCUAACACCACACACACACACACACCCACACACACCAAGCAGCUGCACCUGGUGAUCUAGCCAUUAUAUGUCUGUAUGACAGUUCUUUCACUGUUAGCUCCUCCCCUUGUGAUGUGUCCAUCCUCAUGAUCGCCUUCUUUCUCUCUAAGUAGGUUUAAAGCAGGGGAGUAUCAUUUGUCUGAAAGAUUUAAAAAAAAAAAAAAAAAAAGUUUUAAUCUAUUUUAGUUAUACUAAAAACCAUUCCUAUGUCGUCAAGUCUCCAUUUGUUGUUUUAAGUGAACUAUUUUUGAAUUAACCUAUAGACACGCCCGUCCAUCCCAGACCACCUGACAUCAUGGCUCCUCAGCACUCGUGUGUUGUUGUGGCGGCUGCGUGCAGCCUGAGCAGUUCAGACAUUCUCCCAUCUCCACUGGUGUCUCACUGCAGCAAUAACCACAGUAUUACUGCUGCCCUUAUGAAGCCUUACCUGGAAACACCAUCCUCAGACAUGAUGUAAACAUCCAUGCAGACAUUUUGGUUACCUGGGAUCUUAUUAGCCAUCAUGAAGUCCAUAUUUGACCAUCCAAAAUCAUAAUAGUACAAUACGUCGUCAUUGUUUUUUUUAUUAUUAUUAUUAUUGUUAUUAUUAUUAUUAUUAUUAUUAUUAUUAUUAUUAUUAUUAUUAUUAAGUAAUGAGGAAAUUGAUUCUGUGACAUCUUAGGCACCUUCAGUGAUGUGUCCAGUCCCAAGGUUAGAAAGUGUCCCUUUCACACACACCCCCCCAACCUGCCGGUGUGUGCGGGAGAGUGUACUGGCUCCAUCAGCUACGCCCACCUGGCCCUACAGCAGCUCCAGCACCAGUGCCAGGGAAGCACAUACUGAGCCCUGAGCUGCUGUGGCACCACCUGCAGGCAUGUUGGGCUCACAGAGAGUUAAGGAAUUUGCAGGGGCAGAAAUUCUGGAGGAUUAUUAGAAGGUGUUAGUGCUUCCUGCCAUUGAAGAUGAGCUGAUUGGACGACUUCCUAAUGGUCCUUGUGUAAAGUGACUUGUAGUAUGUGCCCUCUGUCCCCAGCAGGGCUGUGGCGUAAGCCUGCGUGUAAUGUGCACACCGUUUGCAGUUUUCUUUAUUUCAUAGCAUCUGAAUUGCUCUUUAGGUUUCUGUAAGUUUGUAUCAUGUAGGGUUCUCCUGCGUUUUGGUGUUUUGUUUGUUUAUUCAUUCACUUUAGGGAUUUGUUGUAUUAGAUAAAACAGACAACUGCAUAUUGCUUUUAAUAAACAGUAUACAUCAGA